Messenger RNA from Moneuplotes crassus, 4016 nucleotides. The record is from the annotation of a GenBank genome assembly. NCBI's taxonomy places the organism in Eukaryota, Ciliophora, Spirotrichea, Euplotida, Euplotidae.
UUAAUAUGGAAGCAUCUAAUCCAAACUUGAAAGAGGAUUCCCUCGUGAAUACUCUUAGAAAGCAACUGAUGGAGUCAAAGAACGGUGGUAACCUAAAUUACACUGAGAAAAGAAUUCUUAAGGAUCUUGAAGAGUUCCAAUUCAAUGUUAACCCUGAGAUGGGAAUCUCUGCUGUCCCUCUGAAAGAUAAUAUCUACAAGUGGGUUGCAAAUAUCAAAGGAAUUGCGGAAACUCCUUAUGAAGGAGGUAUCUUCCACUUUGAGAUUACUAUCCCAAAUGAUUACCCCAACAAUCCCCCUCAAGUAGAGGCUUUAACUCCUAUCACUAAUAACUUCUUCUCUGGACGUAAGUAUCGAUCAGAAAUGGUUGAGGGUGAAUGGUGUUCAGGAUACUCUCUCUUCUCUGUUCUCCUCCAGAUUCAAUUUGGGCUCUAUGAUUACAUCGGCUCAAGUGCUCAGACCAUCAGAACAGAAGCCCAGAACACUAAGACUUACAAGUGUCCUCUCAGUGAGCAUAAUGGAGAGAGCCACAUUUACCCUCCAUUUGAGUCUGCUUUGGAAGGUGGCCCAGUUGACUAUGCCAAAAAGACUGAAGAAGAGAAACUUAUUGAAGAUACUUACUGUUUCCACACAAGAAUGAAUGUAAAAGAAACUAUCCAAGGCACUGGAGUAGGAUUCUCACGAACUAUGAGGACCACUGAAGUAUCUAGGAUCUAUACAACCAUUGAUUUUGUCUCCCAGAAGGCAUAUAAGGAAGGCCUAAGAAAAGGAGUUAAUAAAAAGAAGUUCUCUCAUUGGCUUCCUCUGUAUUUUAAGGAGACCUGCAACGUAGAUAAAACUAUUGACUUGUUCAGAAAAGCUCUCUCUGAUAUCUCUGCAGGAUCAAAGGAUAAGUUCGAAGAAGAAAUGAUCUUACAGAUCAUGCCUAAACUAUUACUGAGUCACUGUGUUCAGUCAUUGACCGGAACAUCUUACUCUUCAAUUAAAGGAUUAAGAAUGUUGAAUUGCUACCAUAGAGCUUUCAUCUUUGUUCUUGAGCACCACCCAGAAAUGCAGUUUAAACUUGAGCAAACUAUUGAUAGCUUCAUCAACAACGAAGAGUUUAGAGGAAAAGAAAACACUCCAGAUCUUGGAAUGAUCCUGGCCAUGAUCUGUGUCUCAAAAAGAUUCACUUUCAAAGAUAUCGCCAAGGUAUACUUUGAAGAGAAGUUUACAAGAUGUGUUUUCCACAUCAUUAAGGAAAUUCCUGCUUAUGAGACACUUAAUGAUGAAACAUUUAACCAGGAAUUUGCCCAAAAUGUGUACUCAAAAACAUCUAGCAGCUGGCAAUUGAUCAUGUUCUUUGCUUACUAUAACAACUUCAUUAUUGACAAGAACCAAGGAAAGAGAGAACUAAACCAAAUAGUUGAGGAAUACGAUAAGAGAUACUCAAGGCUGUACUACAAGAUCGAGGAAGAGAUCCAGAAAGAAGUAGACCUUAUCAAAUCAGUUGGAAAUUUCAAUGAUUUCUUCCAAAAAGCUGGGCAAGAUACCAAGACUAAUAAUGAGAUUAAAGAGAUGUUCAUCAACUCGGUUGUCAUUUCUAAGAACAAGGGAUAUCAUGGAGGAGUUAAUAUCUAUUUUCCACUUCCUGAAAUCAAGGACCAAGUAAAGGAAGUUCUGAAGGAAAAGGUCACUCUUCUCACAUUCUACAACCCAUUUGAUGAAGAUACUAAGAUGAUGGAUGAUGAAGAAGAUUUUCAAAAAUAUGUUAAAAAGAGAUUCCCAUGGACCAAGAGCUACCUCUCGAUGUGAGAUGAGACCGUCACUGCUGAGUAUUUAGCCAAUGAGAGUGAUCUCAGAAAUUCAUCCAAUAAAUACAAUCUUAAUCUGAAGGGCGAGUUCCAGAACCUUCAUGUAAAAGGGUUCUCAGAAGGUCUAAAAAUUUCAUCCACUAAUUCUCCUUAUAAAGGAUACACUUGGAAAGAUCUUUUCACGAAGUUAGACUUUGAGGAAUUUAUCUACUUCAAUGAGUACCACCAAGAUGAAGAAACACUUAAGACUUAUCUAGAGAUGGCUUGCCCAACAAUUAAGGGACUUGUGCUAAAGCAGCCAUCAAGAGUCUCUGAUGAUAUUUCCUUUAGUGUUUAUACGAAAAUCAUUUCAGCCUGUGCUGGAAGUCUUGAGAGACUUAUUGUUGUAGGAGAUACCCAAGCAUUCCCAUUAUCUCAAGGAUUAUUUACUUGUAUUAGACUUGGAUUCAAAUCUGCUGAAUCAAUCGCUUUGAAAGAAUUAGAGGUUCAUUAUGUAAAUUACUUAGAUACUUAUGGAGAACCAAUGGCUGCUGAUAGAAUUGAAGCAAUUAAGCUUAUCCCACUGCUAAAGGUGAUCCCAGAUAUUAAUACAUUGAGAAUGACUAACAUCAGCUUUUCAACAGAAAAUUUGGAUAAAAUUUUCGAAGUCAUUGCACCAGGAAACUUCAAGGAACUAUCGUUCGUAAACUGUAACAUUGAUAAAAAUGUUGGAAAGCAUCUGGCAAAUAAGAAGCUCAUUGAAGCUUCCAAUUUAGAGGUUUUGAACUUGAGCCAUAACAAGCUAGAGCAUGCUGCUGGGCAAGUAUUAAGGAGACUAGCCGGAAAAGAGCACUUCAGAGUUCUUGAUAUGAGUUACAACUUCUUAACCCAUGCUCAAGACACUGCUAAAUUCUUCGAAGGGUUUAUCCAAAAGACUCCAAGCUUGGAAUAUCUGAACUUUGCAUUUACUAAUCUUCACAACAAGAUCUCUGAGACUGAUAUUGAAGCUAUUGGAACUCUCCCUAAGCUGAGAGGAAUCUCCUUUGAAGCAAGUACUUGUAAGAUGAGCCAAGAACAACUCAAGGCAAUGGGUAAGGCAAUUGUUGCCUCCAAAAACAGUGAAGCUCCACUCGACUAUGUGAUCCUCAGAGGAUGCCUUAAUACUUAUCUAGACUAUGAAGAGUUCUUUGCCUCUUUCUCAGAGCUAUCUCCUGCUAAAGAAGAGGAAGGCCUGGAAGGAUUUGAGCUUGUUGAUGACCCAAUGGAUUGCCAGCCUGCCGGCCAGAUCAAAUACUUAGACAUUUCAUUCGGUACCUUCACUUCUAUGUUUGAGCAGAACCGUCUUAAAAAGGGAGAGUUCCCAGGCUUGAAGUAUGUGUUUACUAUUGUUGAAUCCCUGAACAUGGACUCAUGUAAGCUUGAUGAGAAAGAUGCAAGAAUGAUUAAGUACUGCCUUAAAGAAGCAAAGGGUAAAUCAACCUUGAAAGCACUUACCUUAAGCAACAACUAUUUCGGAAUCAAAGGUGCCAGAGCUAUUGCUACUCUAGAAGUCCCUGAAUUGGACCUUAGCAACUGUAAGCUUGGAGUUGGGGGAGCUUGUGCUUUCUCUAAGUUGCUCCCUGAAAACAUAGUCAUUAAGAAAUUGAACCUCUACAAUAAUAAGAUCAAGGUUGAAGGAGCUAAGUUCAUUGCAAAGAUUUUGGAAGAGAACAAGACUCUUGAGUUCCUUGAUGUUGGGUCAAAUCUCAUUAGAAAUAAGGGAUUCGAGUCACUCAAAACAUGUCUCACUGGAGGUCUCAAGGUCCUUGCUGCUAAGAAUAACUGCAUUAAAGAGAAAGGAUUUAAUGAAUUCAUGGAUGCUUAUCAUGAUAAUGAUGAUUGCCAACUGAAAACUCUCUUGUUAGCCAGUAAUGAUGUAAAUAUGUACACUAUCAAGCUAACAGAGGAAGAUCUGGGUGAUAAGCUAUACAUCGAUUUAGGAAUUAAGCUAGAGAAUCAUAAUGAAAGAACCCUUUUCCUCUGUGGAGUCAAUCCUAAGAACACAAAGCCUCUUCUUAAGAAGUACUUUGAUAAGAAAGGAUGUGGGGUAAUUGAGCACAUUGACAUCAUCCAAGGCAGAGAAAAGAAGAAAGGAAAGCUCAACAUCUUUGGCUUUGUCAAAUUUGCUCAUAAAAACGGAAAAAUGCGUGUAAUCCAGUCUCUCAAGGAGUUUGAAGAGCAAGAGAUCAGGCUUGCAAAUAAGUAA